CGACAACCCAUCGUCCUUUCGCUUUUCGAGUCCCAGUCGGAAAGCGACCUUGAGAGGAACACCCGAAAAAAUGGCUGACGAGCACUACAACGCCGAGGAGGCUGCCGAGUUGAAGAAGAAGAGACAGUUCCGCAAGUUCACCUACCGCGGUAUUGACCUCGACCAGCUCCUCGACCUCUCCUCCGAGCAGCUCCGUGAUGUUGUUCACGCCCGCGCCCGCAGACGCUUCAACCGCGGUCUGAAGCGCAAGCCCAUGGGUCUCAUCAAGAAGCUCCGCAAGGCCAAGCAGGAGGCCAAGCCCAACGAGAAGCCCGACCUCGUCAAGACCCACCUCCGUGACAUGAUCGUUGUCCCCGAGAUGAUCGGCAGCGUCAUCGGCAUCUACUCCGGUAAGGAGUUCAACCAGAUCGAAGUCAAGCCCGAGAUGGUUGGCCACUACCUUGGAGAAUUCUCCAUCUCAUACAAGCCCGUCAAGCACGGUCGUCCCGGUAUCGGUGCCACCCACUCUUCCCGUUUCAUCCCCCUCAAGUAAAGAAGAAAAGCUUUAUUGGAGUGUCGUGUGGAGGAUCGGGCGUACGGGAAGGAACUACGAAAAAAUGGAUGGAUACCCUGUGCAUUUCUUUGGGUUCAUCUACUUGUAUGUCAAGUGCGGGUCAGCUGUUUGCAUCUCAAUAUAAAGAAGGUCUUGUCGGCAUGAGAACGAAACCCAAAAAAAAGCCGGAUCCUAAAAAAAAACCCAACGUUUCCCCCCUCUCAGACCCAAGGGAGGGGGGGGACGAGACUUUUACUGUUCCUGUGUGUUGUCGAUUAGCUUAUAGGGACUGAUGGGAGUCUAAAUUUUAACGAUUUCACUUUUCACGGGUUGCGAUGAGUAGAUCGAUCGGGG
Messenger RNA from Aspergillus heteromorphus CBS 117.55, 886 nucleotides. Its product is annotated as 40S ribosomal protein uS19. The transcript has 5 exons. Gene Ontology annotation, cellular component: ribosome; cytosolic small ribosomal subunit. Gene Ontology annotation, biological process: translation; ribosomal small subunit assembly. The record is from RefSeq and is a predicted model, not a curated record. NCBI's taxonomy places the organism in Eukaryota, Fungi, Ascomycota, Eurotiomycetes, Eurotiales, Aspergillaceae. Bases 71 to 532 code for a protein of 153 amino acids. Gene Ontology annotation, molecular function: structural constituent of ribosome; RNA binding.